UUCAACCUUAUCCACUGUUUAAAUUAUCAAGAAUCAGAGCCAUGGAGCAGAUAGCAUUACUCCUUUCAAAUGCUGGACAUGAUGUAACAUACUUCGUCCACACGGAAUACACUGCCUCAGAAAUACUUCAAGCAGCAAAUGUUACCAUUAUAACAUACCAGUACCCCACUAAGGACCUAGCAUACAAUCUGGGAGGGGAUACGAUAACAGAUUUCACGAAAAUGACAAUUCUAGAAGAAAUGGCAUUUAUGUUUAAAAAAGGACAAAUCCACGACAUAUAUGUUAACUAUUCCAUUUCUGCAUAUUUCUCAGAUAUGAACCAAUGGAGGGGACUCAAAGCUCAGAAUUUUGACUUGAUAAUAUUUGACAGUCAAGAUUUUGCUUUAGGAAGGCUCAUGAAGGAAUAUCUAGACAGACCUGCCAUACUUUGGUCAAAUGCCGGCUUUGAGAUGCAUAUCGAUAACUGGCUGGUGCCAUUCCCUGUAUCAUAUAUACCUAUCAAUUUUGUGUCAUAUAGUGACCAAAUGACUUUUAAAGAACGAGCAAUGAAUACAUUUUACUAUGUGGCAUUACAGUACUACAUGAAAGACUGGUGUGAUACAACAAAUGAUGCUUUGGCAAAGGUCGCUGAUAAAGUUGGACUCCCUCAUGAAAUUAGACCUGUUCUCAAUGAUGCAGACCUCAUAUUUAUCCAGUCUAAUUUUCCAUACUUCUACCCUCGUCCAAUCAUGCCAAAUGUUGUCCCUGUAUUAGGGUUACUAGAUCGUGACCAUAAGCCAAUUGAUGCAAAGUUUCUCAACUUCAUAGAUGGCGCUAAUGAUGGUUUUAUCAUCUUCACACUAGGUACAUUGGCAACAGGUUUCGAUGCGCAAACUCGGGAAAUUUUUGCUACUGCGUUUGCGAUGUUGAAACAACGAGUUUUAUGGAGGUAUAUUGGCUCUGGUCCUCUAUCACUAGGCAACAAUACAAUGUUGUCACCAUGGUUACCACAAAACGAUCUUCUUGGGCACCCAAAAUUGAAAUUAUUCAUUACCCAUUGUGGAUCAGGAAGCUCGGGAGAAGCUGUUUACAACGCUGCACCUGUGAUUGGUCUUCCUUUAUUUUUAGAUCAGCGCCAUCACUGUGCUCUUUUGACAAAACGUCAUAAAAUGGGAUUAACAUUAUCAUUUGCUGAUAUCACAUUGGACACAUUUUCUGCUGCGAUUGUUGAGGUCCUCGGAAACCCUCAGUACAAGAAAAAUGCUGUAAAAGCGCAGAAACUGGUCCGGGAUCAACCCAUCAAUGCUACAUACACAAUUCAGUAUUGGUGUGAAUAUAUUAUGAAGCACAAAGGCGCACAUCACUUGAAAUCUUCUGCCAUGUUUGAACUGAACUUCUUCCAGUACUUCUUAUUGGACAUACUACUGCUUGUAUUAGUUACUGUGGUGAUUUCUUUGGCUGUACUAUAUUGCAUCAUUAAACAGUUGGUACUGUGUCUUUGUAAAUAUAAGUCCCAGAAACUUAAGAAAUCUUAAGAUAUAUUAUUCUUAUGGCAGGCUCAUGGCGGUCAGGCCACAAGGAUGAGAUAUAUAUAGCCAAAAUGACGCAACCUCCGAGGAGGAGCAGACUUACAGAAUACGUCUUAUGAUACAAUCAUGUAAUCAAAAAAUGAAAAUGUUUUCAGCUAAAAGUUAAAAAAACUUAUUCAUGUUAUUGAGCUUACACCUUAUAUUCCACAUGGAGAAAUUUAUUGUUUAGUUUGGUCGUCUUUGUUGUCAGGCAAAUUGUAGGAAUUCGAAUGAAAAUUCACAAGGAUUGGUCUUCGACAUUCCUUUGUGAACCUUUCAGGAGGAAACCAUAGAAUGUAUGAUAAAUUUAUGCAGCAAUACUAUCUUGGUUGUAUUGAAAAAAGUCACACCGUCAGUUGAUCAGAACGUCACACAUUUGCUGAUCAUUUUUGGGAAGUAAAUUGGAUUUUUUUUUAUUUGAAAUGAGUGCACAGUAAACUCCCUGAAUAAAGGAGAAAAUUAAAUAUUUUGAUCAAAAUUCAACUUGCUAAUGGGCUAUAGCAGAAAUCACGCCUCAACAUGGAGAUCACAAAAGAAUGCUGCGUGCAAUGUUGCUUGUAAUAAUGUUUUGUGGAGAGUAAUAAAUCAGUAUUGCUAUUAUUUAUACAUUUUUUUAUUUUAUAUAUUAUGAGCUGGAAUGUACAAAGAAAAACUGUACAUAUCUUACAAUAUAACAUGAAAUUCAACAUUAACUAUUGCUGUUAAAAUCAAUUGUUUUACAAUGUUAACAAAUAUAGCGAAUCAGAUGCUAUUUUUCACUGAAACUGAGAUAUAGAUAUAAUCCCAUCCCCCAGCAUUCGAUAGGGUUCUUCUGUCGUAUCAGCUGGAUUUCCAUUUCAAUCCAUUAGAAGGUUUAUGUGUCUUUUAUUUUGCUAUAAAAUCGUUAUCUCAAUAAACAAGUUUCAACGUAACACAAAUGAUUUUAACAGAACUAUACAUAAAUACAUGAACUCGUGGAUGACAAGGAUAUGCAAUGUACAUACAAACAAUAUAAAACCUAAGUCAAAAUAAAUAAUUCAAAUAAAUGACUAUUUUUGGUUAAUAAAUUGGUCGACCCUUCUUUCCAAUCUUUGAUGAGAUCAGCUCAUGUAUUCUGACAUUUUUACACAAAAAGUUAAAUUGAUUCACUUCUAAUGUCUAAAGGUAUUUAAAUUUCAAAACACUUUAUCCUUUCAUAUUAAAAUCAAUAUAUUAUCACUAACUAGUAACUUGGCAAUUCUAUUAUGAACAAAUUACACAUUCCCACUUGGCAAUUAAUAAAGAUCAUUUUUACAAGCGACAUACUCCCA
Owenia fusiformis is the source of this 2836-nucleotide messenger RNA. Lineage: Eukaryota; Metazoa; Annelida; Polychaeta; Sabellida; Oweniidae. The record is from the annotation of a GenBank genome assembly.